Molecule: messenger RNA, 1763 nt
Organism: Chenopodium quinoa (quinoa)
Lineage: Eukaryota; Viridiplantae; Streptophyta; Magnoliopsida; Caryophyllales; Amaranthaceae
Product: protein FAR1-RELATED SEQUENCE 5-like
Exons: 3
Coding region: 81-1676 (531 amino acids)
Biological process (GO): regulation of DNA-templated transcription
Molecular function (GO): zinc ion binding
Source: RefSeq, a predicted model, not a curated record
AUGUUGAUGAAGAAGAUAGACUUUGUAGAGCUUUAUGGGCUGAUCCAAUCUGUCGAAAAAAUUAUGCACUUUUUGGUGAUAUGGUUUCUUUUGAUACCACAUUCAAAACAAACAGAUAUAAUAUGAUCUUUGGUCCAUUUACUGGAGUUGAUCAUCAUAAAAAAUGUGUUACUUUUGCGGCUUCUUUUGUAGCUCAUGAGGAUAUAUCAUCUUUUGAAUGGGUUUUCAAAACUUUUCUUAAAGCAAUGGGAAAUAACGAGCCUGUGUGUUUGAUUACCGAUCAAGACCCUGCAAUGAAAGUUGCUGUUCGUAAUGUUUUUCAAACUACAGAACAUAGGUUUUGUAUGUGGCAUAUUAUGAAAAAGGUGCCUGAAAAAGUAGGUCGGGCGAUUGCCCAAGACACUGAUUUCUUGAAAAAACUGUGUUCAUGUGUUUGGCAUUUAGAGAUUGAGCCGGCAGAAUUUGAAGAAAAGUGGAACAAAGUUAUUUCAGAAUUCCAUUUGAACGAUCAUGAAUGGUUGGCAUACAUGUACAACAUACGUGAUAUGUGGAUUCCAGCGUAUUUCAGAGAUUUAUUUUUGGGUGGCAUUAUGAGAACCACAUCUAGAUCAGAAAGUGAAAAUAAUUUUUUCACUAUGUUCACAAAUCCCCAUCUCACUUUGAUUGAGUUCUACAUGAGGUUUGAAUGUGCAUUGGAUGCUCAAAGGCACACUCAAAAUAAAAUGGAUAAUGAUUCGAAGAAUAAGCGUCCGGAGUGUAAGACUCCAAUUCCUUUAGAGAAAGAUGCUUCUGAAUUGUUUACAACAACAAUUUUCUAUGAAUUUCAAUAUGAGCUUGAAAUUGGAUGUUUUAAUUGUGGUGUUGAGGAGAUGAGGAAGGACAAUGAGCUUUACAUUUUCAAUUUGAGGGAAGGCACUAGAAGGAGGACUUUUGAUGUUGUUUUUGAUCCAACUACCUUUGAUACCAAGUGUUUUUGUAAAAAAUUUGAACGUGAUGGUGUGCCUUGUAGGCAUAUGAUUUGGGUGUGGAAGGCAAGGAUGUUAGAAAAAAUUCCCAAGGCCUACAUUCUAAAUAGAUGGUGUACAAUGGCUUAUAAGAAGCCCAUUUUUGAUUUAGAGGGUAAUGUGUUGGAGGAAUGUAUUAAUGCAGUAGAUAAGAAAAUGUUAUUAAAUGAUUUGUGGUCUGAAAUUCAUGCUUGUGUGAGUUUAGUGCAAAACAAUGAAGAUGAUCUUAGUGAUCUUGUCAAAAAACUUCGAGCCAUGAGGGUAGAUUUGGAACAGAAGAAAACAAAUGGAAGCAACAAUCUUUCGAACAAAGUUAAAGACAUUGAAAUGCUUAUUGGAGCUAGUCUACCUUCUAAUGUUUUAAUCAAACCUCCUAAAAUUUCGAAGAACAAAGGCACGGGGGUUCAUGUUCCAAAUCAGGUCAAUGUUCCAAAUGAUGUCCAUGUUCCAAAUCAGGUUCAUGUUCCAAAUCAGGUAAAUGUUCCAAAUGAUGUCCAUGUUCCAAAUGAUGUCCAUGUUCCAAAUGAGGUUCAUGUUCCAAAUAGUGACAAAAGAAUGAAGAGUGACAGAGAAAAGUCUAUUGAACAAAGUCAAAAGAAGAAGAGAUUAUGUAGAGCAUGUGGGGAGCUUGGUUAUCAUGAUAGUCGUAAUUGCCCUGGAAAAGUCAAGUGAUAUUGUAAGUAAACUUUAUUUUUAAUUUUCUUAUAUUUAUUUUGUUCUAAAGUAAUUAUGUUUUAAGCAAGUUUAGAACAUAAAGUU